Gekko japonicus is the source of this 1766-nucleotide messenger RNA. RefSeq names its product dedicator of cytokinesis protein 4-like. The record is from RefSeq and is a predicted model, not a curated record. Lineage: Eukaryota; Metazoa; Chordata; Lepidosauria; Squamata; Gekkonidae. The annotation marks the transcript as partial. The transcript has 16 exons. Gene Ontology annotation, cellular component: plasma membrane; cytoplasm. Gene Ontology annotation, biological process: cell chemotaxis; small GTPase-mediated signal transduction. Gene Ontology annotation, molecular function: small GTPase binding; guanyl-nucleotide exchange factor activity.
AUCUUCAAAUCUAUGCUGUAACACCAAUUCCAGAAAAUCAGGAGGUGCUGCAGAGAGAAGGCAUUCCAGAUAACAUCAAGAGUUUUUAUAAAGUAAAUCAUAUCUGGCGAUUCCGAUAUGAUAGGCCAUUCCACAAAGGAAUGAAAGAUAAAGAUAAUGAAUUCAAGAGUUUGUGGGUUGAAAGAACCACAUUGAUCUUAGUGCAGAGUUUGCCUGGCAUUUCUCGGUGGUUUGAAGUGGAAAAGCGUGAAGUAUUAAUAGCUAUAUCUUCAGAUAAUCACUAUGUGCACACUCCAUAUUCUGCUUCUCUUCAUGACUGCCAGGACAUGACUAGGAUGAUUGUUAACUUUGCUGUGGUGGAAAUGAGUCCUCUGGAGAAUGCUAUUGAAGUGCUGGAAAAUAAAAACCAGCAGCUGAGAACUCUGAUCAGUCAGUGCCAGAAUCGACAGAUGCAGAAUAUCAACCCACUCACAAUGUGUCUAAAUGGGGUCAUUGAUGCAGCAGUUAAUGGUGGAGUUUCCAGGUACCAAGAGGCCUUCUUUGUGAAGGAGUACAUCCUGAACCACCCAGAGGAUAGUGAGAAGAUCACCUGCCUGAGAGAACUGAUGCUUGAGCAGGCUCAAAUUCUGGAAUUUGGUUUAGCCGUACAUGAGAAGUUUGUACCUCAAGAUAUGAGACCUCUACAUAAAAAAUUAGUGGAUCAGUUCUUUGUGAUGAAAUCAAGUUUAGGAAUACAGGAAUUUGCUGCAUGUAUCCAGGCUAGUCCAGUUCACUAUCCAAAUGGAAGCCCCCGUGUCCCUAGAAAUUCAGUACCUGUUUCUAUGAGUCCAGAAGGUGCUAGAGUAAUUCCUAGACGUAGUCCAUUAAGCUAUCCAGCGGUCAACAGAUACUCAUCCUCAUCAUUGUCCUCACAAGCAUCUGCAGAGGUCAGCAAUAUCACUGGACAGUCUGAAAGUUCUGAUGAAGUUUUCAACAUGCAGCCAAGUCCAUCUACCUCAAGCCUGAGUUCCACUCAUUCUGCUUCACCUAAUGUGACCAGUUCUGCUCCAUCCAGUGCCAGAGGCUCACCUCUGUUGUCUGACAAGCUUAAACAUUCCAGAGAGAACUCUUGCCUCUCUCCAAGGGAGAGGCCAUGUAGUGCCAUUUACCCUAAUCCUUCUGAGCCUUCACAGAGGAUUAUGUUCAAUCACAUUGGAGAUGGCGCUCUGCCUCGAAGUGAUCCUAAUUUGUCUGGUCCUGAGAAGGCUGUAAACAGCACUCCCAGCAGCUGGAGCCUGGACAGUGGAAAAGAAGCCAGAAACAUGUCAGAGUGUGGAAAGUUAAUGUCUCCUCCCGUACCACCACGGCCCAUGCAAACUGCAUCACCAGCUCGACAUAUAACCUCAGUUUCCCCUUCUCCUGCUGGAAGAUCUCCAAUGAAGGGUACAGUGCAAUCAUUUACUCCGUCUCCAGUGGACUAUCACUCAUCAGGGCUCAUUUCCAACUCCCCAGUCUUGUCAGGAAGUUACAGCAGUGGCAUUUCCUCACUCAGUCGAUGUAGCACAUCAGAAACAUCUGGCUUUGAAACUCAAAUCAAUGAACACCCAAGCAUGCAGGAUAAUAAACAGUGCUAUCCUAAGCAGAUCUACUCAGGAUCCUACCCAAGUCUACUCAGUGGUCUUAUUCCUGAGAAAGUGUUGCUAGGAUUGCACUUAUCGAUCCCCUUUGAUACUUCCUUCAUCGACCCUGAAGUGGUCAGCAUCGGAAGAUCGUAUAUUCUCACCUAA